Molecule: messenger RNA, 932 nt
Organism: Drosophila biarmipes
Lineage: Eukaryota; Metazoa; Arthropoda; Insecta; Diptera; Drosophilidae
Product: phospholipid scramblase 1
Exons: 5
Coding region: 55-894 (279 amino acids)
Biological process (GO): plasma membrane phospholipid scrambling
Cellular component (GO): plasma membrane
Molecular function (GO): phospholipid scramblase activity
Source: RefSeq, a predicted model, not a curated record
CGUUAUCCGUUUUAUUUAGACCGCUGUCAAAUAAGUUUGAAAAGUGCUUUCAAAAUGUUGCAAAACGACGCGGUGCGGACUUUGCAAUAUGAUAGUGAGAUUCGCGUGGCCCAGCAGCCCAGUCCCUCAGAACCCAGAGUUUAUGACUCCCAUAUCAGCAUUACUUCACAGCCGCGGCCGGAGGUUCCUCGCAUCCCCUUGCCGGUGCCUAUUGUCACGGUUACGGGCAGCCGAACCUUUAUUCCCCUCUCCGGCUACGAUUGCCUAGCGGAUCUGCCAUCGGUGCACAUUGAACAGACAUUCGAGCUCAACGAGGCUCUUACAGGAGUCUCAUCGGAGAAUCGGUAUGUGGUGCGAUCUCCAUUGGGUGAUGCCAUUUUUGCGGCCAGCGAGAGCUCGACAGAGAAAAAUCGUCUGCUUUGGGGAGCCGGACGACCCUUCCAGAUGCACCUCCUGGAUAAAACACAUCAGGAAGCUCUAGUUUUUAGGAAAAAACUAGCGCUGGGAUCACUCUGUUGCCAGCCAAAAUGUCUGGAGAUUUGGAUACCGCCAGGUAAUGUGCUGGGAAGAGUGGUGCAGUCACCCACUUUCAUGCAGCCAGAGUUCUUUAUCGAGGAUGAGAGCACCGGUCAGCCCGUGUUUUGUGUGGAGGGUCCUGCUAACUCAGGACUCUGCUGUUUUUGCCUGCCCAGAGAGUGUUAUUUCAAGUUUUCCCCACAGAUCCAUUCCGGUGGCAAUAUGAGGGCUUCCAUAGACCACAAAUGGCUUGCCAGCAAGUCGCAGUACACCACAAAUAUUUACUUUAGUGAUGUGAAACUAACAGCCAAAGAGCGGGCUUUGAUAUUGGGUUCAGCCUUUUUACUGGAAUAUCUGUACUUCCAGACCCGCUUUUAAACAUUGAAGCUUUAAUAAACCUUGUAUAUUCACAUUGA